Plasmodium inui San Antonio 1 is the source of this 1137-nucleotide messenger RNA. RefSeq lists its product as hypothetical. The record is from RefSeq and is a predicted model, not a curated record. The coding region runs from base 1 to 1137 and encodes 378 amino acids. Lineage: Eukaryota; Apicomplexa; Aconoidasida; Haemosporida; Plasmodiidae. The transcript has a single exon. Gene Ontology annotation, cellular component: mitochondrion.
AUGCCGAUCUGCUUCAGCGUCCACAAUUUGGCAGGCUACAAUAACAGGUGCAACACCGUGCUGUACAGGGAGCCCAUACGAACGAGCAAAUCUUAUGUCAGUAAGUACAUUAUUUUCUUCCCCGGGGACUAUUCAAAUUUUUUCACCAACUCUAUAUACACUUCAUUUAAGCUAGAAUCGACAAACGAAUGCUCAGACUACUGUUACAGUUAUGAAGCCCUAUUCUGGGUCCUAUCCUCCAAAUAUCUGUAUGACCACUUAGUUUUUAUUAAGCCUACUAUUUUUAUAAAUCACUUUUCCUCCUUUUCCAAUUUUUUGAAUCCAUCGGAUAUUUCGAUUAGCAGCCAUGGACACAAUGUGGUUGCGGCAAGAGGGACAGAUCACAUCAACACAGGGGGAACAAAUCCCGGCGAUGCGAUCGUGCCCGCCAAAAGUGUGAACCAUUUGUUAUGCCUACUUUUAUCACUCGAUAAGCGGUUAUCAGGGGAAAACGGGGGGCACGCCGCGUCUACUAAUGGCACCACGUACGCUGAUUCUAUUAGAGAAGAGACCCAGACAAGUGCACAUGGGGGGUGUGCCCAGACUGAUGGAUCCCCAUCGCUGAGCCCACUAAAACGGAGACUCGUUCUGAUCGGAUUCAGCAGGGGGUGCUCCGUUUUGUUCGCCCUGAUGAGGGAGGCCAACCAGGGGGAGCUUCUCUUCUCUUAUGUCGAUUCGGUGUACCUCCUAGACCCCGGAUUCAACAAAAAUAUAUACAACACCGAGAUGGGAAGCACCUGUUUAGAGAAGGUCGCUCAGUGCGGAUUGAAAAUAUUCCUCCACUCGACGCCUCACCAGGUGACAAACAAAAACGAUGGAAACAUCCACAGCGAAGUGGUAAACUUUUUAAAGAAAAUCAGGCACCAUGGGAUAGCUAUCUUCCCAUAUAUACACUACAUUAAGAAUGCCAAACUGGUGAACCACUUAAAUCUGCAUUUUGAAAUCCUCGUGGAUUUUAUCGACGACGUUUUCGAAGAUCGUAACGAGUCGUCGUACUCCUCCCCUCUGUCCAGUUCUUGCAAAGAGCAGGGAAUCACCUUGUGCAGGAGCAAAACCUCUGCCAAGGAUUUCUUGUUUGAAACUUGGAAGAGGAAUUAG